Messenger RNA from Phlebotomus argentipes, 2133 nucleotides. RefSeq lists its product as uncharacterized. The transcript is spliced from 3 exons. The record is from RefSeq and is a predicted model, not a curated record. NCBI's taxonomy places the organism in Eukaryota, Metazoa, Arthropoda, Insecta, Diptera, Psychodidae. The coding region runs from base 707 to 1717 and encodes 336 amino acids.
CGAUGUUGGUCGAUGGAGGAGUGCGACUUGCCGCCCUGUCUCCACUCCAACUGCCAUUUCCACACACCAUCGAUUGAUCCAUUGAUUGUGAGACAAAUUGACAGUGAUAGUGGGGUGUGAUUGCAAAAGUGUCGGAUGACUCGAGUCAAUUUCUGUCCAUCACACUUGCGACGAUCGAUUGUGAGCGCGAACAAAGAGCAGCGAUUCUGGUGGGCACCUCCAAAGCCCUGCUCCAUGACUGGAGUUCAUGACAAAAAGCCACUCCAUUUGUGAUUGUGUUCGUGACUCUGGAGUAUAUUGUUUUGCCUGGUGCGCUCAGAACUGGACAAGAAAACCACCUUUGCCGCGCCUCUCCGCACCCCUCGUUCUGGCUUGUGCUAUUGCCAACUGGUGGGAAUUUUCUGCAGAUACACAUUUUGUGUUUGUUUAGCAUUUUGAAAUAGUCUUAUCCAAGUGACACAGAAAGACACGACAACAGUCUGGACACGGGUGAAUUAAAAGUGUGUGAUGAGAAAAAUUUACUUUCAGAGACACAAUUGUGUGUGCACGAGACUCUUAAUUGAUAUUCAAGAGCUGGAAGCUUCCUAAAUAGAUGACAGAAACACCUUGAGUAGUUGAGCGACGAAGCACUGGUAUUGCAGCAUUGAAGCAAUUCUUAAAUGAUUAAAAGUAUUCCGGAAGAUCGUGUCGUCCUUCUUGCCUCAUCAUGACUUGGCAUUGGUGGUCUCACUGGUUCUGGAUCACACUGACACUCUCAGUGGCGGUUCAAGCCUUGCCCAUGAGCUCCGUCACAAGCGACACUCACCUGGCUCAGCUCAAGGUGCUCGAGGCGCGUGAGAAGGUGUACAGCAAGAGAGAACCUCUGAAGUUCCCCUUGGCGGUGCAGACGGAUGCUGAAGAUGAGCUCUUCGGCGUAGAUCGCGCCUUCGCGGCCGUUGAGGUGUCGGACGGAGGCCGCUUGAAUUGGAUAUCGCCGCAUCCGCCCGAGAAAGACAAGUCAAUUAAGCGUCCGGAGAAUUCCACGUAUGAAAUCAACCUGAUGGACAGCAAUUCCAGCCACUCGAAUCCCUCCAUGAAUGCCACUGUGGAGAAAACCCCUGAGGAUCAUGGUGAAAAUUCCACCGGAAGCUUGGUGGAGAGCGAAGCCGAGAGGACGGAUGAGAACAGGACCGAGAGUGAGACUGUUCGCCCGGAAGUGGAUCUCGUGCAGAACAACACGGUGGAUUUGGAGGUGCAGCUGCAGGAGAAUGACACUCUCGAAUUGCCGGGGCGCAGAUCCAAGGUGCUCACCGAGUACAGCGAUGAUCUCAGAAUAGCCAACCUCACCACGGAGACGAAGAACCUGCUGGCGCGCUCCGCUGCCUCCUCCGUCACGUCCGUCAACGACGAUGAGCUGGGCAGCGAGCUGUCUGUGCACGCCUAUUCUGCCCAGCACUCCUCUUCGCUCAAUGCCGGAGCCAUUUCCGGCAUUUGCGUGGCUGUUAUGUUCCUGUUUGUGGGCACGGGAGUGAUCGGCAUGUUCCUCUACCGAAGGCGCUACAUCAAUAAGCCCCAGACUCUCAGUGAGCCCGACUCCAGUGGAUACAUCGACGACAGUACAAUAAGAGACAAUUCUGACGAGAUGUACAGUUUGGAUAAUGACUCCUUCCUGAAUUCUCUGGAGGCGAUGACGAUCCAAAACUACUGGACGGACAAUGUGAAACAUACAAAACUUUAGUAAUCAGGAAUUGAGAGCCUGCCCCCGUCAAAUCGCGAAGCAAAAGGCAUAUAAAGACAUAUUUCUAAGCUUAAGAGCAAGAUUAGAACGAAGGAUCUUAAUAAUACCUAGGAUUUAAGUACAAGUUGAGAAUUAAUGUAUUUCUUCUAGCGUCCAUGAACCUUGUAAUUUAAGUUUUAUCUCAAGGCAGACAGAAAUAGAUAUUCUUUUUCGCCAAAAUUGUGAUAAAUGUUAGAGUUUCCGUUCAAAUUGAGAUGUUAAAACUCUUGCAGUGAGCCAAUCAAGUAGAGAAAAACUGCUGUAGCAAACCGUCCUUUUCUUUCAUCACACAACUUCCAUGAAUUUCAAUAGAUGUACCCAUAUUUAUAAUGUUAGAGGAUGCAGAAUGUAUAAAUAAAUGUGAAUCAUCCAUUAAA